AUGGCUUCGUCGAUAGAUAAAUCCAUUUUUAGUUCUGGCGGCAAGACCUUUGUGGGCUGUUCAGUUGAUGGGACUCGGCUUUUCGCUGUGAACAAGCAUGGACUAACUAAAGUAUUGCAACUUGACACACCGGAGGAGGAACCUGACGUUUUGGAAACGUGUGUUGACUUUACGUCCAUGGCAGUUGUCUCCAAUUCCAAAUGCAUUGUGACGUCCUUUAAGGGAGACGUUUAUCUGUUCAGCGCCCAAGAGUCUGAGAAUAAGCUUCUUCUCAGGUGUGCUCUACCCGUACGCGAUGUUGUGAUUGUUCAUAGUGGCAAAACAGUUGCUGUCGGUGGGGACGACUUGGAGGUCACGCUUGUUUCUUUAGCAGAUGAUACAGACCGAAACAAGAUUACUUUGAAACUGGAAGACCAAGUUCGUCAAAUGUCGUAUAAUCAGCAAAUGAGUAUUCUUGCCAUUUCUCAAGUGAAUGGUAUAAUUCACUUCUAUUCUAUGACUUCUACUAUUCCGCGUCACGUCCAUAGGCUCGAAAACUGCAUUGCGUCCCACUUUUAUAAAGAUGAUUUCCAUGACAAGCUUUUGCAGUCUGUCAACCCCGUCGAUGCUGACGAUGAUUUUGAGGGCGAAUUUCAAGAACCAGAGUAUUGCGAUGAAAAUCGGGCAUGUGCGCGUGUGGAAUGGCAUCCGCAUGGACUUCAGUUUGCGGUGCCUUGCCAAGACCGAGUUAUCAAAAUUUACAAUUUAAAGGAAUAUUCGCAGGUCAAAUCUCUAACGUAUUCUCAGAUAAAGCGCGAAUAUGUCGACUUAAAAUACAGUCCGCAAUCGGGAGCAUUUAUUGCAGCUGUCGACUUAGACAACAGGCUUACUAUUUGGAACGUUGCUACAGGUGAAAUUCACAACACAAGAGAACUUAGACAGAAAAUCACCAACAUCUGUUGGACUCUUCAAUCGAACAAUAGCCUUGACCUACAUCUAGGUACUUGGACUGGCGACACAGUAACUAUCCGAGGGGCUGCGGAGAACAUAUUGGAGAAACCUCCUCUCAGUAAAGAUACCGAGCAAUUGCAGAAAACGAAUAAUCUCUUUGUGAAUUCUGAGGACGAGGAUGAUAUAGAUGCAGUUCCACCUUUAACGGGUAGGGAAGGAGAAAAUAAGGGCUCUGGUGGUAAUAAUGAGUUACCUGGGUCUCAAGGUUUCACAGACGAUGAGGCUGAAGGACCUACGAAAAGGAUGUUUCACAACGAUGAAGACGAUUUCAUUGAUGACGAUGACGGGGCAGGUUAUGUGAUCAAAAAACCAAAAUACACCGGCCCUGCAGUAAGUACCAUGUCCUUCGCUAAAGAUACGAAGAUACCAAAGUUUCGCUAUCGGCCCUUUUCACCGGGUAGUACUCCUUUCGGGACCUCUGACAGACGCUAUCUCACAAUGAACAACAUUGGUUACACCUCCACCGUAAGAAAUGGUGUUGAUUCCUCCUCUUCCCGUUACACAGUAACAACUUCAUUUUUUGACUUGGGGCGCUUUAAAGAGUACCACUUUGAAGACCUGUUUGGUUACGAUAUCUGCUCUUUGACAGAGGAUGGCGUUCUCUUUGCACAAUCAAAACUUGGCCGUCUGCAUUACAGAGCUCACAAUGAUUUCCAAUCUUCGUGGAACAAAAGAGUACCGCUGCAAAAAUCUGAGAAGAUUACUUCAAUAGCAGCAACACCCAGAAGAAUUGUUGUGAGUACUUCACUUGGCUAUCUAAGAACAUUCAAUCAAUUUGGAAUUCCAUUGGAGAUUGAAAAAAUGGCACCGGUUGUAGCAAUAGCCGCCCAAGAUUACAAGAUUUUUGCGGUGCAUUUCUCUCCAUAUCACGGACUUUCUUACACGUUGUUCGAGCAAAAUCCACAGACCGGCAACAAGUAUUUUCAAAGAGAGAGCUCAUUGCCCAUCAAGCUUCCAUCAAAUUUAGACGAUGACGAGGAAUUCAGCGAGACUUUCUCGGCGUUUAAUCCGUUAGGUAUCAAAUCCCUUUUCUUUUCAGCAUAUGGUGAUCCUUGCAUAUUUGGGGCAGAUGAUGUACUGCUGGUAUUAUCAAAAUAUAGAUCUGCUGCUGAAAGUCGGUGGGUACCUUUGUUGGACUCCAAGUUCGAGUUAUGGAAGAGUUCGAACGGUAGAGAAAUCAACCAUUUACAUGUGUGGCCCUUAGGACUUACUUUCAACGUCCUUAAUCAUAUUUUGGUGAAGGGUCACAACAUCUGGCCAGAAUUCCCGUUGCCUUUGCCAUCAGAAAUGGAGGUCAGAAUUCCUUUACUUAUCAAAGACGAAAUUGAAAUAAACCGCGAUGCUGAUAAUGAACAGGAAAUGCAAAUCCCCCCAUACAUGGCUGCGGAAGAAGAAUUUGUCCGCUCAAAGGUCAUGAGCGUGCUGCUCAAUGACACUUUGGAGCACGAAGGUGAGGUCUACGGGAAUGAGACUCAAAUUCUUUUGGCUCUCAACAGCGCCUAUGACAAAUCGCUUUUGCGUUUAUUUGCCUCAGCCUGCUCCGAGCAAGAUGUUAGCAAAGCAGUUUCUCUAGCCCAAGAACUAAAGCAAGACAAGGCCUUAAAUGCCGCCGUUAAAGUUGCAGAAAGAGCCGAACUCAUGACCCUGGUGAAAAAGGUAAACGAUAUUCGAGAGUCCCGGUUUGAACUGCAGAUAAACAACAUCUAA
Lachancea nothofagi CBS 11611 is the source of this 2697-nucleotide messenger RNA. NCBI's taxonomy places the organism in Eukaryota, Fungi, Ascomycota, Saccharomycetes, Saccharomycetales, Saccharomycetaceae. The record is from the annotation of a GenBank genome assembly.